Molecule: messenger RNA, 468 nt
Organism: Coprinopsis cinerea okayama7#130
Lineage: Eukaryota; Fungi; Basidiomycota; Agaricomycetes; Agaricales; Psathyrellaceae
Exons: 3
Coding region: 1-468 (155 amino acids)
Source: RefSeq, a predicted model, not a curated record
AUGGUUAGAAUAACCACUCUCGUCUCCUUCGCCGCCUUCGUUGCCACCCUCUCACCAUCAAUUGUCGCAGUUCCAAUCCAACUCGAUGAUGAUCUCGUCAUACGAGAACCACACAUCGUAGACUCUGCGGUGGAAAGGGAGUUCGAUAACGUUGACCUCCUGGAACGUGAACCCAUUUUUGGAUAUGCUGCCAAAGAUCGCUGCGGUUUUGGCGGUGGGGCCAAAGGAAGGCGUGACUUCCAGAGUCUGUACGACCUCCUGGAGCGUGACUACGACGGUAUCGAGCUCUUAGAACGGGAACCUAUUUUCGGAAACAUUCUGUCCGGUGUAUUAACGGGCGUCGGUAACAUCAUCAAAGCAGUGAAGGGGAAGCGCUCUUUCGAUGACCGUGAACUAUAUCAGCGUGGUUUCUAUGAUGACCUCGAACUCUUGGAUCGUGAAUUUGACUUUGAGCAAGAGCAACUCUAG